Drosophila suzukii is the source of this 2984-nucleotide messenger RNA. It is a transcript of the gene Cpn, whose product is annotated as Calphotin. Lineage: Eukaryota; Metazoa; Arthropoda; Insecta; Diptera; Drosophilidae. The record is from RefSeq and is a predicted model, not a curated record.
AGUUAUCCGCGGGUUUUCCCAUCGAAUAGUCGGUCGCUGUGAAAAAUAAACAAGCUAUUCGGUUGAAAUUAUUGAACUUCUACAAAAGGAGUUGUCUACUGACCAUGAAAAGCUGGCCAUGAAACUUUUUUUCCACUGAGAAUUGGAUAAGUGAAACCCUGGCCAAAAGGGACGAGCGGAUUGAUUUUGAGGUGAAAGUGGGCUAAAAGGUACAAAUGGAACCAGCAGCGACUCCAACACCUGCAUCUGCCCCAGUGGCGGCACCUGCGGCUCCAAUAGCAGUGACUACUCCUGUCCAAGUGGCCGUUCCCGCAGCUGUGUCUCCUGCACCAGCGGCACCGAUUGUAUCAACACCGAUAGUGGUGACACCUACAGUAGCUGCGCCUCCAGUUGCAAGUGUGCCACCGGCAACAGCUACUACUCCCGUCGCUGCAGCUCCUGCUCCAAUUUCUGUCGCCCCCAUGGCUACACAUCCAGUCCCAGCUCCUGCUGUUGCAGCCCCUGUUGCAUCCGUUGCGCCUCCAGUUGCUGCAGCACCUACUCCCGUUGCAGUGACUCCAGUUGUCGCAGCUCCUGUAAUCAGUGCUCCGCCUGUUGCUGAAACUCCGGCUGCUGCUCCGCCACCUGUUGCUCCACCCGUUGUUGCAACAUCGACUCCUGCUGCAGCUACUUCAGAAGUUGCUCCUGUUGCUGUUGUUCCUGUGACCACAGCGCCUGCAGUUGCUGUUGCUCCUGUGAUCGUUGAACCACCAGUUUCUGUUGCUCCUGUGAUCACUGCACCACCAGUUGCUGCUGCUCCUGUGAUCGCUGAAGCACCAGCUGCAGUUGCUCCUGUGAUAGCAGAACAACCUGUUGCUGUUGCUCCUGUGAUCGCUGAACCACCAGUUGCUGCUGCUCCUGUGAUCACUGCACCACCAGUUGCUGUUGCUCCUGUGAUCGCUGAAGCACCAGCUGCAGUUGCUCCUGUGAUAGCAGAACAACCUGUUGCUGUUGCUCCUGUGAUCGCUGAAGCACCAGUUGCUGCUGCUCCUGUGAUCACUGCACCACCAGUUGCUGUUGCUCCUGUGAUCGCUGAAGAACGAGAUGCAGUUGCUCCUGUGAAAGCAGAACAAUCUGUUGCUGUUGCUCCUGUGAUCGCUGAACCACCAGUUGCUGUUGCUCCUGUGAUAGCUGAACAACCUGUUGCUGUUGCUCCUGAGAUCGUUACACCACCAGUUGCUGUUGCUCCUGUAAUCGCUGAACAAUCUGUUGCUGUUGCUCCUGUGAUCGCUGAACCACCAGUUGCAGUUGCUCCUGUCAUAGCUGAACAACAUGUUGCUGUUGCUCCUUUAAUCGCUGAACCACCAGUUGCUGUUGCUCCUGAGAUCGCUGCACCACCUGUUGCUGUUGCUCCUGCAAUCGCUGACCCACCUGUUGCUGUUGCUCCUGUUAUCGCGGAUCCACCUGUUGCCGAAACUCCGGCGGCUGUACCACCGCCUGUUGCUUCCCCCGUUGCUGUAACAUCAACACCAGUAACAGAAGUCCCAGCCGCUGCUCCGGUUGCUAAUGCUGUGAUUACUCCGCCUUCGGUUCCUGUUUCUGAUACUCCAGAUGUCGCUCCUGUGAUCGCUGAUCCACCUGUUGCUGUUGCUCCUGUAAUCGCCGCUCCACCUGAGACUCCGGCUGCUGAAGCUCCACUUCCUGCCACAGAGCCCGUAACAAUUGCACCGCCUGUCGAUCUUCCAGUAGAAGGAGUAGUUUGCGCAUCUAUACCACCAGUUGGAUUUACCGAUUCUUCAGUGGCAGUGGCAGAUUCCGUUCCUCUUGAGGCAGCAGUUGCAGAAAUUCCCGUUCCAGUGGAAGCACCAGCUGCACCAGUUUUAGAAUCACCAAUUGCCCCUGUAGAAGUUUCUGCGGAAGUGCCGGAUACCCCAACACCUGCUCCCACUCAAGAAGUUGCGCCUGUGGAACCAGUUCCAGAAAUAAUUUCACCACCUAUACCAGAACCGGAACCAGUAGUAGCCACUCCUGUUGACUUCUCCAGCAGAGACUCCAGCAGCGGUUCAGGAACCGUGACUACCAAAGAGGAAAUUCCAGCCGAAAUUCCAGCUCCGGUUACAGAAGCUCUUCCAGAGACUCCCCAGCCGUCCCCGGAGACAGUUCCGGAUCCUGCACCAACUGAAGAUCCCAUAACGACUGCGGAACCAGUGGGUUCCACUAUCAACGAAUCUACUUCAGUUGCUGAAACCACUACAGCCGAUGUUGUUGAGCCCAUAAAUCCUGAUCCUAUUGAGGAGGCUACCGUUCCGGCAGCUAAGCCAGUAGUUCCAGCAGCCCAAGAGAUCCCUGCAACUGAGAUUCCUGAGAAGACAACGAAACCAGCUGAGGAUGUUGUAGAACCGAGUCCUAUUGAGGAACCUGCUGCGGUUUCUGAAGAGGCAUCGAAAGCUCCAGAAGUAGAUGUUGUUCCAGCCGAACCGGCUCCUGAGAUAAUCGCCGCAGACCCUGUGGAAACUCCAGUUGCUGUGGAAGUUGUCCAAUCCUCAUCAGAACCAUGGUUUCAGAAACGGCAGGUUGUAGAACCAAUUGCAGCUGAAAAAGUAGUGGAAGCAGUAUCUGAAGAAGUCCCAAUUACCGAAGAAAAACCGGUAGAAGAGGUCCUGGCAGAGGCAGUCCCUGUUCAAUCAUCUCCCCCACAAGUUGUUCCCGUGGCAAAGAUAACUCCUUUGCUACGAGAUCUUCAGACCAACGAUGUGUCCCUAUUGGCCCUUGCAGCCACCUUGGAUGCCAUCGGGGAAAAGCUGACGGACCAAAAGGCCAGAAAUCAACAGGUAAUGGAUAGACUUUGCGAAAUCGAAAAGAUUCUAGGCCCUCCGAAAUAAAAUUAGCUUUAACCCAUAUUCAUACAUAUACCUUAAAAUAUAAGUUACAAAUGUGAAGCUAAAAAACAUGAUAUUAAUAAAGAAUCCGGAAGCCUUGCUCUGGUCAAAUUAUAACAGCAUAAA